AUGGAACACGUUCUGAGACCCGACAAGUUAGACCUCGACCCGCAAACUCCUGAAGCCGGAAACGCUUUCGAACUCUGGCUGGCCUGCUUCGAAUCAUAUGUGGAGGAGAUUGAAGAGACCGAGUCCGCCGCGAAGCGCAGAAUUCUCCUCUCCAGGCAGCGGCCCGGAGAGUCGAGCGCUGGGUUCGUCCAGGCCCUACAGACACUCGUGCGGACCUGCGAUUGCCGGGGGCUGACGGCCGAACAGCAUGCGGAGCUCCUAGUAAGAGACGCCUUUGUCACGGGGACCAGGUCAGUGUAUGUGCGCCAGCAACUGCUGGAACACGCCGAUCUUACCUUACGUUCGACGAUUGAGCUGGCCGACACGCUGGAGGCUGCUUUGCACAACUCUGACGCUCUCCAGGCACGCAAUCUCCCUACGGCCUCGUGGAUGCCACAGACCCCGCAACCCACCGGUGAAUCGACCUCGGCUGCUGCCAGUCACGAGUCCGCGGAACUCGUGAUACGGCCAGUAAGCCAGAGGGUCACCAUGGCUUCUGGGUCGCAUACAACAGACAGCCGGGGGGGGUGUUGUGUAGCGAUGCUAGUGGUGCAGGGCACAGAAUAUCGAGACUUCGCAUUACUGGUCAUGCCUCAACUGUGUGCCCCUGUGCUAUUGGGGCUCGACUUCCAGAGCCACCUGAAAAGCGUGACAAUGGCGUAUGACGGGCCCCUCACACCAAUCAUUGUCGUAAAUCCCCAGUUUUGUAGGAAUACGUCACAUACCCCGCUACUGACCACACACACACACCGACCCGCACUUCCCACCCAACAUCAUGCCAACUGCUGCACUACCGACACCACUUGCGGCCUCUCCACCCUCAGGAUCCCUCCCCCACCGCUGUUCGCCAACCUGACCCCCGACUGUAAACCUGUGGCAAUUAAAAGCAGGAGGUACAGUGCGGGGGACAGAGCUUUCAUUAAGUCGGAGGUGCAGCGGCUGCUCAGGGAGGGGGUCACUGAGGCAAGCACAAGUCCUUGGAGGGCGCAGGUGGUGGUUGUUCGGAACGGGGAGAAGAAUAGGAUGGUCGUGGACUAUAGCCAGAUCAUCAAUAGGUUCACGCAGCUCAACGCGUACCCUCUACCCCGCAUCGCGGAUAUGGCGGACGGCAGGCUUUAUCACUUCCUGCGCAUCCCCUUCGGUGUCACGAAUGGUGUAUCUGUCUUCCAGAGGGCAAUGGACCGGAUGGUGGACCAGUGCCAACUGAAGGCCACGUUCCCAUAUCUGGAUAACAUCACCAUCUACGGUCACAACCAACAGGAUCACAACAACAACCUCCAAAAAUUUCUCCAAGCGGCCGAAGUUUUCAACCUCACCUAUAACAAGGACAAGUGUGUAUUCGGGACCACCCGACUUGCUAUCCUUGGGUGUGUCGUGGAGAAUGGAGUCAUUGGCCCUGACCCCGACCGUAUGCGCCCCUUGUUGGAACUCCCUCUUCCCAAUACCCUCAGAGCCCUCAAAAGGUGCCUGGGCUUCUUUUCAUAUUACGCCCAAUGGGUCUCUAACUACACAGACAAGGCCCGCCCCCUGGUCAAGCCCACCACAUUCCCCCUCUCAGCCGAGACCCGCGCGGCCGUCAGCCGCAUAAAAGGGGACAUUGCCAAGGCAGCAAUGCAUGCGGUGGAUGAGGCCAUUCCCUUCCAAGUAGAGAGUGAAGCCUCCGACUUUGUACUGGCUGCUACCCUCAACCAGGCAGGAAGACCGGUGGCGUUCUUCUCCCGUACUCUUCAAGGCCCUGACAUUCGGCACUCCCCGGUGGAGAAAGAGGCCCAGGCCAUAGUGGAAGCCUGCCUCAGGCAUGAGCCUGCACUCGUCUCUGAGCUGAGGUUGAUCCUCUGGUCUGAGGAACCGAGUCUCCGCAUUUUCUCCUACAUCUGCGGGUAG
This is a messenger RNA of Mobula hypostoma (lesser devil ray), 1923 nucleotides long. RefSeq lists its product as uncharacterized. The transcript has 6 exons. The coding region runs from base 1 to 1923 and encodes 640 amino acids. The record is from RefSeq and is a predicted model, not a curated record. NCBI's taxonomy places the organism in Eukaryota, Metazoa, Chordata, Chondrichthyes, Myliobatiformes, Myliobatidae.